AUGAAUCGUACUCAACGACAACGAUCGGAAAAAAAAGUGAAACGUAAAUCUCGAUGUCAGCUAUGGUUAAAUACAGCUGUAAAUGCAUUAAUUCCAUUAAUGAUUGGAGUAGCAACAAUAGUAAUAGCUAUCGCCGAUGAAAAAAUUGAAGACAAACGUCGAGAACAAGAUCACACAUUAGCUUAUCUAACUCGAUUACAAGAUCAACAAUUAGCUGAUGAAUCAUAUUAUCAAAAUGUUUUCAAAACCUAUGUUGAUGAUAUUUCCAAUGUUUUAUUUAAAAUCAAUCAUUCAUUCAUUGAUAAUGAAAAAAAACUGAAAUAUAUUCGUACAAAAACGUUAACAGCAUUAGAUGAAUUAGAUUUUCAACGUAAAUCUCGUCUUUUCCUUUUUCUUUAUGAAACAGAUCUUCUAUCAACAAAUACAGCUGAUAUCUUACUUGACUUAUCUGGUGCAAAUUUUACAAAUAUAACAAUCAAAAGUACACCGUAUAAGAAGCUUUCUUUUAAUAAAUUAUAUUUACCAUCGGUUGAUCUUACAAAUGCUUCGUUUAUUGAUUGUGUAUUUAAAGAUGGCGCUGAUUUUCGUAAUUCAUCAAUGUUUGGAAUCAAAUUUUUACGAACGAAAUUUGAAUGUAGUAAAAGUUAUUUAGGAUCCGAUGAUGCUCUGGGCAAAACUCAUGUUCGAUUCGAUGGAUCAAAUAUAGAAAAAAGCGAUUUUAGUGAAUCACAUUUAUGUGAUAUUAGUUUUAAACGAACGAAUUUAGCUUUGACGGUUUUCCAUGGAAUUAAAAUUCAAGGUAUGAUACAAUUUCAAGGUACGAAUCUGUUCGAUGCUAAUCGUAAUCAAUCGAUUGAUAAAGCUGAAAUACUCGGGCCAUUAUUUAUCGAUUUUUCUAAUAUUGACUUUCGAACAAUCCCAAUCAAUAUAACGCUGUUUAAUCCAAAAUAUUUUCAAAUGAAUAAUGUUAUUCUGAUUGAUGAAAUGUGGAUUAUUGAUCAGAAAAUUGAUUGUUUAAAUUGGUUUAAUAAUCAUAUUUUGACACAUUGGCAAACGAAUUAUAUUCAAGGAAGUUGUUCUUUUAAUUUUACAGUGAAGAAUGUUAAAAUUGGUAUUGAUCAAACAAUUGAUAUUGCUGCUUAUGCUGUUUUUAUAGACAGUGAUGAAACGGAAUACAACUUUUCAGCAGAUGUACGUUGUAUGAAUGGAAAUUUUGUUAUCGAAAUGAAUUUUUAUGAUAUUACAUCGAUAUGGUUUAAUACUUCGAAAUCUUAUUUGUUGAUAAAUAAUACAUUUACUUGGAAGAGACAAUUUGAUUCAGGAAAAAUACCAAGAAAUACACGUAGUAUAAGAAUUUGUAUUGAACGAUUUGAUAAAGAAGAAUGUUUAAUUGAUAAUAUGGAAUUGUAUAUUCAGAAAAGAAAACUAAAUUGA
This is a messenger RNA of Adineta ricciae, 1434 nucleotides long. Lineage: Eukaryota; Metazoa; Rotifera; Eurotatoria; Adinetida; Adinetidae. The record is from the annotation of a GenBank genome assembly.